Prorocentrum cordatum is the source of this 1588-nucleotide messenger RNA. NCBI's taxonomy places the organism in Eukaryota, Dinophyceae, Prorocentrales, Prorocentraceae. The record is from the annotation of a GenBank genome assembly.
AGCCGUCUACUGGCUCAGGCGGCAUGUCGGGGGCACCUCAGAGAGAUGGCGCUGGCACACAGAGAUGUGGCCGGGGUGCUAAAGCGGCACAAUUAUGUAGAGAUCAAGAAGAUCGGCGAGGGUAGCUUCGGCCGUGCCCUGUUAGUUGCGACAAGCGAUGGAAACAGGCUCGUCUGCAAAAUGGUGGACGUCAGCCAGGCGUCGCCCAAGGAGACGCAUGACGCGGUGAAGGAGAGCCGGCUCUUGGCCCACUUCAAGCACCCCUACAUCGUGCGGUACCGCGAGAGUUUCACAGACAGUGGUUGGCUCUGCAUCCUCAUGGAAGACUACUGCGAGGGCGGUGACCUCACGAAGCAGAUCGAGGCGGCGCGCAGGGCGCGGCGCACGAUCGCGGAGGACCAGAUCCUCCAGUGGAUGACGCAGGCGCUGCUGGCCCUGAAGGGGGACGGCGGAUAUACACGACAAGCACGUGCUGCACCGCGAUUUGAAGGCUGCCAACUUGUUCCUCUCGAAGAGCGGAAACCUGAAGCUGGGAGAUUUCGGCAUCGCGAAGGUGCUUUCGUCCACAGCAGCAUGUGCAAGGACUCAGAUCGGAACUCCAUAUUACCUCAGUCCCGAGGUGUGCCAAGAGAAGCCGUACACGUGGCCCUCCGACAUCUGGGCCAUGGGGUGCAUCCUCUACGAGCUGUGUACCCUCAAGGUGCCAUUCGACGCCCCAAACAUUUCGACGCUCGUGCAGAAGAUCUGCCGCGGGCCUCUGGUUUUUUGUUCCUCCGCAUCCCCAACACAUUCUCCGACUUCACGCGGGAGCUGUGCUCCCAGAUGCUCAGCCGGAGCCCCACCAGCCGCCCCACGGCGGAGGAGGUGCUUCAGCGGCCCCGGAUCCAGGGUUUCGUCAAGCAGAUGCUCGAGAAGGCCCAGGCCCAGCAGGAGUCCACCGGCCACAGCGGACGGCUCCGACCACGCCGGCCAGGCACCGCCGCACAACAGCGCCAGCCUGUCUCCGCCCGGCAGGCCUGCGGAGGCUGCCCCGCCGGCUCAGGAGACGCUGGCCUGGCGCCCGCCGUGCCGCCGCUGCUCGCCCGGGGGCCCUUCGCAGAGCAGCCCGCAGCCUUCGCUCCGGAGGUGCCGCCCUACGGGCGGGGGCAGCCCCCGCGGGCGGUGGGCCCGUUCGCGGAGCAGGCCGGCACGUACCAGAAGGGUGCACUGGUGGAGUACCACUCCAGCACCCACAAGGAGUGGCUCCCCGCCGUCGUCUUGAACAGAGACCAGGACCGAGGGCCGGGUUGUGAUCGACCUGAAGCCAAACACCUGGAUCCCGGUCGAGAUACAGGCGCAGAUGCUCCGGCCGCGGAAGAUGCAGCCGGUGGAUCAAAGGCAAGCACGGAGCCCGUUCCACAACGGGGCCCCUCGCGUACUGACGCCGGGCCGCCUGUACGACCAGUACAGCCAGUAUCCCAGCCGCCAGGCCUCCCCGCCGCGGCAGCCCGGGAGCCGCGUGCCCACGCCGGGCCGCGCCUCCACGCCCGGCCGCGGCGACGCCGCGGGGAAGGGCGGCGGAGCGCCGCCGGCGCCUCGGCCUGCGGGC